AUGCUUAUUAUUCGAUAUUGGUUAAAACAACUUUUUAAAUUUGCUUAUUUUGAAAAUGCUUCUCUUGAAUAUGGUACAUUAAAUCCAGAAAUGAUCAAUUUAUUAUUUGAUAACGACAAAACAAUUCAAAAACAAUUUUAUGUUCAAUACCUCAAAUUAGAGGCUAGAAAUGAUAUAAACGAAAAUAUUUUUGAAUUCACUCUAAACCGUUUUGCCAUUUACGAAAGUCUUAGAAUUAAUUUUCAUGAGGACGACAACAUUGAAAAAUAUACUGAUAUUUUAUUUAAUAUUAUAAUAAAUGAAGGCAAUAGAUUACCUAGAGUUAAUUUUAAUGUUAUUUUACCUUUUGAGGUUUUUGACAUUACAAAACUUUAUAAUCUUAUAUUUGAAUAUAUAACAACAUCAAAAGAUUUGUCAAAAAUGGUGUCUUCUAUUUAUUUUAGUUGUUAUUGCAGAAAGUUAAUUUUUAAAUUACCCGAAAGUGCGGAAACUUUGAAAUCUACCUGUUACAAAAUUGUCAAUAUUUAUAAUCCAAAAAUAAAAUUUGUGUUAUCUAAUGGUGGACUUCCUGGACAUUUUUCUUAUGUUUUUAUCCAUAGAAUCGAAGAAUAA
Meloidogyne enterolobii is the source of this 612-nucleotide messenger RNA. The record is from the annotation of a GenBank genome assembly. NCBI's taxonomy places the organism in Eukaryota, Metazoa, Nematoda, Chromadorea, Rhabditida, Meloidogynidae.